CUUAUUCUUGACUCUCUCUCUCUCUCACACUCAGAGCGUCUGGUUGUGUGUGUGUGUGUUUAUUGUUGCUGUUGCGCGUGCCAUGCGUGACCUCGGCACAAAAAUGGCCGAGCUUAAAUUUGAGGCUCCAUUGGCGAAAUUCGAGGAGACGGACGAGUGGGGCGGCUGCGAUUUCAUUUCGAAUCAAAAUGCGCUCAAUCGCAAUAAUCUCAAGGAUGGCGCCAAUGCCAAGCAACAGCAGCAGGAUAAGCUGCGACUGCUUGAGGACGCAGUGCGUGAUGCACACAUGAGUAAAAAUGGCAGCAGCGGCGCCGGCGCCGGCGGUGCAACAACAACCGGCGGCGUUGGCGAUGGCGGCGACUUGAGUCCCAAUUGCAAUACGCAUAAUCUAACGGAGCUGGGACUGAGCGAUGUUGCCGCUGGUGGCGAUAAUCAGGAUAAGCGCACUAACGCCGACAAUGUGGACAACUUUACGGAAACAUUUGGCGGCAGUCUCGAGGAUUUGGUCAACACAUUCGAUGAAAAGAUAACCAAAUGCUUUGGCAACUAUGAGGAAAAUGUCGAGGAGCUGGCGCCAGUUCAGGUGCGCAGUCAGGAGGAGAUAAUGAACGAAUGCCAAAUGUGGUGGACCAUAACCGGAAACUUUGGCAACAUACUGCCCAUCGAUUGGUCCAAGUCGUACACACGUCAGAUGCACAUGCCGACACUGAAUCUGGGACAGAAUCGUUCAAAGCAGCAGCAGCUGAAUGGGCAAACGCCUGGCGAUGAGUUUAACGAUUUGACCAGCGAGGAUGAGGCGGUGGCCAAUGAUUUGGAUAUGCAUGCAUUGAUAUUGAACGAUAUGCAUGCCGAUGGCGAUGUCGAGGAGCCCAUUAAAACGGUGGAGGAGGUGAUCAAAGAGAUCGAUGACAUUAUGGAUGAGGCGGCAACGCCACUGGAGGAGCCAGAGACAUGCGAUUCGGAGGCGAUUGAGAAGGCGCGCGAAGUGCUGGGCGCUCCGCUCUAUGCUGAGAAGCUGCAAUACUUGAGCAGCGCUCAGCUAAACGAACUGCACAUGAAUAUGGAAAUGCUUAUACAGGAGCUGAGCGAGACGCUCAUCAAUGAGCUGGCGCUGCGCGAUGAGCUCGAAUAUGAAAAGGAGCUAAAGAAUUCAUUCAUUUCACUGCUGCUGGCCGUGCAGAACAAGCGUCGUCAGUAUCAUGUGGAGAAGAAGCGCGGCAAGUUUCAAGGUCCAGAGCCUAAGUACUUGACCACAGUCAUACCGUAUCAUCUGGAGAAUGGCACACCCAACAAUCAAUCGCUGCAGGUUUUGAUCAAAAUACUCAAAGCUAUAAAUGAGGAUAGUCCAACAGUGCCGGCGCUAUUAACGGAUUAUAUAUUAAAGGUGCUCUGUCCUACAUAAGCGACUUGUGCAUCUAUAUAGUAAUUAACGCAAACAUGAAAAACUAGUUGAUGAUUAACUAAGCUGCAAAAACUACCAACAAACAUUACAUUACUACGCUCUAUCUCUUUGUCUGUGUUUAUACGAGUAUAUACAUUAUAUAUGUACUUUAUGAUUAGUUUUUAAUUUUAUCUAGUUGUACUAAUCGCGAAACAGCUUCAAAUACAGCAUUCGAUUUAAUGUAUGAAAAUAUAGCAACAAGUAAAAGAAAACAAACUGCUUUUAUGUCGAGUAACUGCGUAACUGUUAACGUUAAAGUAUGUAAAAACAACAACAGAUAUAUAUAUUUGUAACGUUUAACUAUUGCUGUCUGGAUUUGUAACUAGAGCACGCAUUUUCCAAAACGUAAUACUCAAGCUAUUUGAAAUACUUAUUAACAGCAAAACACAAACACACACGCAUAUAUAAUUAAUAUAUAAACAAACAUAUGUAUGUAACAUAAUGGCAUAGUCAAUGUUGUUUAAAACGCAGUCAUCAGCAGCAGCUUCAUAAAUAAUUAAAUAAAUGUAUGUGUUAGCUCUAUAAAUAAGAAUUUAGAAAUUUACAAAACAUUUACUUGCCAUGCAACAAAACAAAACAAAUUAAGCAAAACUAUCGAUUUAAGCUACAGAUUGUAUAUUUUCGCAGCUUCAAGUUUCAAAGUAAUUGAAGUCUCUAUGUAAAUGUAAUUUAAGUUUCAUCUUUUUGUUGCAAGUUGUGUGUCUUACAUAUUUUUUUGCGCUAUAUGCUCACAGCAUCAGGUUUACAUAUUAAUAUGCUUGCAAUUUGUUAAAAAUUUCUUUUU
Molecule: messenger RNA, 2225 nt
Organism: Drosophila busckii
Lineage: Eukaryota; Metazoa; Arthropoda; Insecta; Diptera; Drosophilidae
Gene: Unc-76
Product: fasciculation and elongation protein zeta-2
Exons: 5
Coding region: 83-1402 (439 amino acids)
Cellular component (GO): axon; cytoplasm
Source: RefSeq, a predicted model, not a curated record